This is a messenger RNA of Lachancea sp. 'fantastica', 1554 nucleotides long. The record is from the annotation of a GenBank genome assembly. Lineage: Eukaryota; Fungi; Ascomycota; Saccharomycetes; Saccharomycetales; Saccharomycetaceae.
AUGACUCAAAUACCAGACAAAAAGCAUUCAAAUGUGCGGUUUGUAACCUUCAAUGUCAAUGGGUUACGUACCUUUUUCCAUUACCAUCCUUUCAGUGGUAUGAACAGCUCUUUGGCAAGAGUCUUUGACCACUUCCAAUCGGAUAUUAUCACAUUUCAAGAGCUCAAGACAGAUCAACUAGCCUUAACGAAGUGGGGGAAAACUCGCAAUUUCCAUUCAUUCAUAUCUAUUCCUACCAAGCGACGUGGCUACUCCGGAGUUGGCUGUUGGGUACGCAUUGUUAGUCCCGAUGACCCUCUUUUUGACGUUCUGCAAGUAGUCAAGGCUGAAGAGGGCAUCACAGGCUACUUGAAGGUCAAAGUUGGCAAAAACAGUGUUAGGUACCGAGAUGAUAGCUCAAUUGGGAUUGGUGGAUAUGAUUCAUUGGGAAUUGAGAACGAAACAGAGGCUCUUUCGCUUGAUUGCGAAGGACGGUGCGUUAUGGUGGAAUUGAAAUGCAACAUGGUAGUCAUAAGCACGUACUGUCCGGCCAAUUCGAUGCAAACGGACGACGGCGAAGAGUUUAGAUUGAAAUUCCUCAAAGUCCUGUUCAGACGGAUACGCAACUUUCAUGCCAUGGGGAAAACAGUGGUUUUGAUGGGCGAUAUCAACGUAUGUCGAGAUCUUAUUGACCAGGCAGAGGCUCUGAAGAGCUGGAGAAUUACGGUGAGUGAUCUCACCAAAGGCUCAGAGGUGGAAUCUUCCCAUAUGGAAGCCGUCAAGGAUUUUAUUUAUGCACCGUCAAGACCAGCCAGACGGCUUUUGAACGAAAUGUUAGCAGACUCAAAACUAUCACAUUUAGCAGCGUCAGGAACACUGCUAGACACGACUAGACACUGUCAAGGAAAUGAUAGACUGAAAAUGUACACGGUAUGGAAUACUCUAAAAAAUUCUAGGCCCAUCAACUACGGCUCCAGGAUCGACUACAUUUUGGUAACUUCUAAAAUGAAAGACGAUAUCGAGAAAGCCGAUAUAUGGCCCCAGAUAAUGGGUUCUGAUCAUUGUCCUGUGUUUGCUGAUAUACAUCCGCGCAGCGCUAGCGACAAAGAUGACACAACUACCCGUGGCGUGCCACCUUUCGAGGCCAGGUUUAGACACAACCUGAAUAAUCGAGAUAUCACUAGCAUGUUCCGGCAAAGUGCAGCACCGCAACAGACAGAUAAUCCAAAGUCUCAAUCAUCUCUGCGAGUGAAAAAAUCAGACACUGAGCUUCAAACCAAAAAGAAGCAGGAGUCAAUCAGAACAGCUUUGAAAGUUCCUGCGAAUAUGAAAAACGUGGAUUCUGACGUUCAGAACAAGUCACAGUCCGUAUCGCCGGCCAAAAAGUCCAACUCCUUUUACACAAUGCUGAAUGGAAUGCUUGAUGGCCCUCCCUUGUGCAAACACGGCGAAGAAGCGAUUUUAAGAACUUCAAAAACAGAUAACAGCCGUGGCAAGAAAUUUUGGGUCUGUCCCAAGCCCAAAGGGGACCCUACUGAUGAAGGUGCAAAUUGUGAUUUCUUCCAAUGGAAGUAG